UCGCGCGGUCUUUUCUGGUUUGCCCGAUUGUAUUUCUCGCGCGGGAAUUUCCGAUUCGGUUCCUCUUCCCGCUGAAUGGCGGAUAGGAGCCGGCGGGGACGGCUAUCUUGGAGGGAAGAUGGCCGUGUUCGCGGCCGCUACUGCUUCGCCCACUGACGGGGCUGCUCAGUCAUGUACUAAACGGAAGGAAGGCAAUCUUUCCAUUAAAGCAAUUACCAGCUAUUUUUCUCCAUUGGGGAAAAAUGUUGAGAGCGCGUUGUCACCACCAAAGUCUAAUAAUAUAAUGGAUUAUUUAAGAAAACCUCCUAUAAAUGAGAAUGCUCCUUCACCUCUACUGGAGCAAGAAAGCAAAGCAAACUCAAUAUCACUGGAAAAUUCUUCAAAGCCUCCAUCAAAACCUAAGUGGAGAGGAAAGCGGAAUAACUUAAAUAAUAAAUUAAAAACUGAUAAAACACUUGAGCCUGAGCCUUUGGUAGAAGUGAAUAAGGAUAAUGAUAAAGAGACAGCCAAUCCACAAGAAGAGAACUGUAAGCCUAGUUUCAUGAAUCACAAUGAUAUUGCGUUGAUUAGCCUCACAAAUGGGGAACAGACAUUAAAUGUUUGUAGUGAAGGCUAUAUCAAUAAAGUUAGCUAUAAGAAUGAGGAAAGAAAAACUAAAAUAGAAGGAAAUGUAGUAAAAAGCAAUGCUAAAAAAUUAAAAAGAAGGAAGCCUAAGAAUGACAUGGAUUUGUUUGAAAAUUCUACCACUGAAACACAGACAAAGGAUUCACAUAAAGAAACUAAUAAACAAAUUGCGUCUGUCACUGAAUCAGAAAAUAAAACUGUAGUGCUUACUCUGGAUCCUGAGGCUAGAGCACAGAUAACACCAUACAAUACUGUCACUGUAUCAUUUGAAGACUUCUUAAAAAGCCAAGGAGAAGACGUCGAACAGAUUCCAAGAAAACAAACACCUGAUGAUUUUGUUGCCUCUGAUAAAACAGACAUUGAUCAAGAUACUCAAGAUUUACCACUUAAGAAAGUGACUGUCCUCGCCCAAAUUCAUUCUAUCCCUCCAAAAUCUCUCCGGUCCCAGAAAAUCGCCUCUAUUUUUGUAAACCAAAAAAGCAAAGCCAAAGUAAAAAAGAGUCCAGCUUCCUCAGAAAUGGAGUAUCUUGAAAAGGUGACUCAAAAAAGAAAGUCAAACGUGGUGAUUGCGGAAGAGGAGUUAGAACUGGCAGUAUUAGAAAGUGCAGGUUCAGAGACUGUGAAAUCGAAAUGCACUGCUGAAGAACGAUACCAAUUUAUGAAAGCUUUUAGACAGCCAGGAGCAGAUGUAGUAAAAAAUGGAGCUAAAAGAGGACCUAAUAAGCAGAAAGAAGUUGAAGAAAAACCAUCAAGCCACGAGCUAGAAGGGGAAGAAUGCGAGGAUGACUCUAACCAAAAAACUGCGAACAAUGCAUUGAUAGCUUAUGGUAGUGGCACUGCCCAUGACAUUACCGAAAAAUGUGAUAGCACCAGAGUAAGAAAUAAAUCCAAAAAGCGGAAGGGCAUAGUGGAAGCAAAAGAGAAUGAUUUCAAUGUUAAUGAUAACCAGAACAAUAAUGCUCACGAUCCAAUUAAUAGGACAACACCAACUGAGAAAGAAAGAGGAUUUUCUCAAAAAAGUAAGAGAUUGAGAAGACAUUGUCAGCAAAAGGGACGCCGGAGUACACCGGAAAAAGCCAUGGUUCCACAGGCUAUUACUGAAAAUCCACCAGAUGCUUGCCCUCUGCAGACCUCUACUCCUAAAACAAACCGAUCUUUUAAAAAUGACUUGUAUACGGCUGAAGUGAUAACUGAGCCCUUUGAUUCAAACAGCCCAAUAAGGAUGAAGUUCACCCGAAUUAUUAAUACCUCAGACAGAUUUACGCAGCAGAAUGUAAAGAUGAAUUCAACUUCUAGAAAUAUUUUCAAAGCAAAGAAAUUGGUUGAGAAAGCAAAGGCUGUACAGCAUAAUCGAAUAUCAAGAACCGUGGAAGAAGCGUUCCAUGUAUCUUUAAGACGCUCUUCUAGACAACGGGCUCUUGCUGAAAAGAAACAUUUAGAAAAAAUAGAAAACUCCGGGGCUCUGGAUUCAGGCACUGUUUCAGACCACAUAGAAAAUCCCAAAAAACUCCAAAGUGUAAAUGAUGUAUUGGGGAAAAAGACCAAAUUUGUGAAGGCAACUAAGAAGUCAAAUGGGAAGGAGAAAAUGUCUUUGGCAAUUAGGAAAAAAAAUAAAAAGUCUACAGAUGAAGCAGUUUUUAUCAAAUCCAGUGAAGAUGAGUCUGAAAACUCGCAAGAUGACACAGAGUUCAAAGCAAAACGUGAAUUUUUAAUGAGCGGUUUGCCAGAAUCUUUAAAGAAAAAGAUUGCAAAAAAAGCAGUGGUGUUGGAAGCAUAUUCUGCAGUUAAUUCCUGUUUUCAAAAAGUGAUCCAUGUUCAGCAGAAGAACGAUGAAUGCUUGAUGUGGAGAUUGGCACCACCGUCUUGUUCCUUCUUAACUAAGGAUGUGAAUUCUGAAGUAACUGAUGUUGCAAAACUUACUCUUUCACUGGGUGAACUCUCAGUUUUAACUACACAACUUAAUAGCAAUGAUUCUGUAGUUGUGCCAUCUGGGUGGCGACCAGUAUUUUCCAAAAUGCAGAGGGAUGUUUUGUUGGAAGAGAUUCAAUCUUUCAAUGCUCAGUUUCCAGUGAAACUAUUUUUUGAUCUACUUUUGAAAAAACAAGCUCCUCCUGAAAACAGUAAACAAGUAAAUAAAUGUGAAUCCGUUAAUUCUGAAACAAUCACAGUUGAAGUGCAGAAAGAAGGCAAAAGGAAACGAAAAACUGAAGAUCGUAAAUGCAAAAGAAAGAACCGGAAGGAAAAAUCAGAGCUUGAAUUAUCAAAAAGCCCUUCCCAGAUACCAGGUGCGAAACCAAUUGGAGCAGAAAAUAGCCUCCUAAUAGAUAUGGAUAAGGCGAAAGAAUCUGAGAUGAAGAUAACAGAAGAUUCUCAGUCUGGAUCAAAAAUCACCUGUCUUUCUGAUUUUGCAAGUGAAGAUACGCUUUGGACCGAAAAAUACCAGCCACAAAACUCGAGUGAACUUAUAGGCAACAUCGAAGCAAUUAAAAAGCUACAUAGGUGGCUGUGUGAAUGGAAAAGAAAAGCCAGUUGGGAAGAAAACAGAACACAAAAAGAGAAGAAGAACGGCAGCAAAGAUGAUUCCUCAGAGCAUUUGGACUUCAUAGACGACACAUCAGUCAGCGAUGAAGAGAACGUUUUGUGCAACACCAUGUUGCUUAUUGGACCCCCGGGGAUAGGGAAGACGGCAGCCGUCUACGCUUGUGCACAGGAGCUUGGCUUCAAGAUAUUUGAAGUGAAUGCUUCUUGCCAGCGCAGCGGAAGGCAGAUUCUCUCACAAUUAAAAGAAGCCACUCAGUCUCACCAGGUGAACAAACAAGGUGUACAUGCUCAUAAGCCAUGCUUCUUUAACCAUUACAGCGGCACUAAGUCACCAAAGAAACAGUCUCCCAGAAAAGAGUGGUCCCCAAGGAAGUUUUCAGUUUCACCCAGGAAAGUUGGAUUAAAACAAGGCUUAAUGCCCAAAACGCUAGACAACUAUUUUAAAUUAACUUCCAAACUGAAGAACCAAGAAGUACCAAGGAGCAAUAAAGAAAAUAGGAAAAGCUUAAAAACUGAAAAAAAGCCAGAGUUAAAAUCAGGAGAAAGGAGAAACAAGGAAGAAGAAUCCAGUAAUAAAUGUGCAACUUCUCUUAUUCUGUUUGAAGAGGUUGACAUAAUAUUUGAUGAAGAUAUUGGAUUUCUAAAUGCAGUAAAGACCUUCAUGAGCACUACCAAGAGACCUGUCAUUCUAACCACGAAUGAUCCAUUGUUCAGUGAAACAUUUGAUGGCUGCUUUGAGCAAAUCACUUUCAGAGUACCUUCUUUGAUGAAUGUGGCUAGCUAUCUCCAAGUUCUGUGUUUGGCCGAGAAUUUAAGAACUGAUAUCAGAGACUUUGCUGCUUUGUUAACUGUGAAUAACUGUGACAUCAGGCAGAGUAUUCUAUACUUACAGUUUUGGGUCCAGAGCGGUGGUGGUUACUUGAAAGAAAAAGGGACCAGGACAGAGAUCAAUGUACAACAGAACGUUUCCAUCGAAGAAUCAACGAGCUCGAAUUCAAAGCAACCUAUUCUUGAGACUAUUCCAAAAUGUAGUACUGGCUGCACUGAGAAUCUUCUUGGACUUAAGAACAUAUUUUUGCCUUCAGAAGAUUUGUUCUCAUUUCUUAAGCAUGAAAUCAGAACAAAGGAAGAUUGGAAUAGACUGAUACAUGUGCUCACAGAAUUCCAGAUGAGGAAUACAGACUUUACUUAUAGCAACCUUGAAAUCAUCUCAUCGUUGCCUCUUAAUAUAAUUCCAGAAGCAAUUGAAAUACCCAGUCCUGUGUGUAGCUUUAUUGCAGAAAAGGCUUCAAGUAGUACAUGCAUUGAGAUUGACUACUUAGAGGGAGCCCCUCCUGUGAAAAAGGCUAAACGAUCAAAAUGUCAGAAAAAAAUGGCUGUAUUGGACGAUAGCGAUUUAUUUGAACGUGGAUUAAAUUACUCUGGCUUUGUUACACUGUCACCUGACACAAGCACUUCAUGCUUAGAAGAAACAGGCCCAGCGGAACCUAUGAAUGUUGGCACAGUGGCACCGAAGGAUGGGACAUCUGUCAGUGCAAAAGAUUCUGUAUUGGUAUCCCAGUGUUUAACUUCCCUAACUGAAUACCUGGACAAUAUGUCUUUCUUGGAUUGUUGUUUCACUGAACCCACCCAGGCAUCAAAACAGGCCGGUAAAUAUGGAGAUUUUAUUUGGACUAAGGGGAAGAUAAAGAAUGGUCUCUCUGACGAAUUUAGUGUGGAGCAUACUGACUGGUGGAGUUCUCAAAGCUCUAGUGAACUAAAAGCAACAAUGGAGGCAUUAAGUUUUAACAAAUGCUCUAAGAGCAUUUCAAAAAUCAUGGAAAGUUGCUUGAACUGUAAUAAAACUCUCAGGAAGAAUGAACUUGAAGAACUCACUCUCUGUGUUUCAAAAGAACAAGCUGAUUUAUACUUCGGCCGGUCAGCAGCUAAUUCCAGUGUUCAUUAUAAUGCACAGAAAAGGAUAGAAUUAAUUAAAAAUGUGUUUUCCAGUACACAUUUAAAUCUUAAUAGCAGGCAAGCCAGCGUAAUGGAAUAUCUGCCGAUUCUUCGCAACAUUUGUAAAUCAGAAAAACAGAAACAACAGGGGAAGACAAAGAGGAGGUUUCUCCACUAUCUGGAAGGGAUUCAUCUUCCCAAAGAAAUUUUGAACAGCCUGGCAGCUGACUUUCCUUAAAACAGUGGCCAAGAAUAACAUUGUAAAUAGAAUUGUAUAUUCAAAAGACA
This is a messenger RNA of Pantherophis guttatus, 5388 nucleotides long. RefSeq names its product ATPase family AAA domain containing 5 (gene ATAD5). The record is from RefSeq and is a predicted model, not a curated record. Gene Ontology annotation, cellular component: nucleus. Lineage: Eukaryota; Metazoa; Chordata; Lepidosauria; Squamata; Colubridae. Gene Ontology annotation, molecular function: ATP binding; DNA binding; ATP hydrolysis activity.